AUGUUCGGCACUGCUGCUUUUAUCGCUUUUUUGGCUGCCCUCUCUGGCGCUGCUGCUUUGCCUUUCAGCGAGGUCGUCCAGUCCCUUCCUAGGGAUAUCACCCACAUCGCUGUUGACGAGGCAGAAGGUCACUACCUCGCUUUCAAGCGCGACGGUUCUCUCUACGGGAGGUAUCCCGCAGACGCCGAGUCCAACAAUGUUGAUCGUCGUGCCGCCAGCCAAUGCGGACAACUAUCCAUCGACGAAGCCAAAACUAUUUCUGGGUGGGAUGCUAUUGAGCAAUACGCCAACGAUAACUGGGGCGAUGGCUCCCGCAACGUCGUUACGAACCCUGAAGAUUAUGUUGAUCGCCCUGCACAAGUUUGUAUCACAGACGACGUUGUCGAGCUCAGUUUCUCCGGUGACCCGGUCUGUCAGACGCACACUACUUCUUCUGAGGGUACCCUCGUUGGCACGGAGGGUGAAGUUGAUAUCGAAGUCGACCAGGGCUUCAACACUGAUACUUCUUACACCGUCACUUCGGCAUCGACGAUUGGUGUUUCCAACACAUUGACAGUCAAAAUUGGCGUUCCAGAGGUAGCCGAGGUCACCGAGGCCCUGACCAUCUCUACCGAGAUUACUGAUACCACUUCGAGCACCUUCGACGUGUCUUACAACGACGUGAGCAAGGUCACGUUAAAGAUUACCGCUCCUGAGGGCAAGACUUGUACUGCUAUGACAAGCACCAAGACCUGUAAUAUCCAAGUGACAGGAAAUAUCCGCUAUCUCGCGACCGGCUGGAUUUGGUUCAACUACGAUGACAAGACUCAGGGCCACUAUAAAUGGGCCAUUAACAUCGAAUCCGUCAUCACAAAUCUGGAUGACCGCUCUAGUUUUGCUACGUUCAAGGGCUCUAUGGUUGCGAACACCGAGACUAGCUACGCUGGCACCUGCCAGUAA
This is a messenger RNA of Desarmillaria tabescens, 939 nucleotides long. RefSeq lists its product as uncharacterized. The transcript is spliced from 9 exons. NCBI's taxonomy places the organism in Eukaryota, Fungi, Basidiomycota, Agaricomycetes, Agaricales, Physalacriaceae. The record is from RefSeq and is a predicted model, not a curated record. The coding region runs from base 1 to 939 and encodes 312 amino acids.